This is a messenger RNA of Hypanus sabinus (Atlantic stingray), 3847 nucleotides long. RefSeq names its product T-box transcription factor 1 (gene tbx1). The transcript is spliced from 8 exons. Gene Ontology annotation, biological process: cell fate specification; regulation of transcription by RNA polymerase II; positive regulation of DNA-templated transcription. NCBI's taxonomy places the organism in Eukaryota, Metazoa, Chordata, Chondrichthyes, Myliobatiformes, Dasyatidae. Bases 350 to 1849 code for a protein of 499 amino acids. The record is from RefSeq and is a predicted model, not a curated record. Gene Ontology annotation, molecular function: RNA polymerase II cis-regulatory region sequence-specific DNA binding; DNA-binding transcription factor activity, RNA polymerase II-specific. Gene Ontology annotation, cellular component: nucleus.
GGAUGGGGGAAAGGAACGGCUGCUAAAACACCCCCUUCCCACAAGAGUAAUGAGGGCACCUUUUCCACGAAUCGGCUAACACAAUUGGAACUAAUAACAGAGACCCCUCCCGCGAAAGAGAGGGAAAACUAACCGGAGAAAGUGUAAAGAAAAAAUAAAGUAUCGAAUACCCGGCCAGAGGCCCCACAUCUUGUUAAAAUAAAUCUAGCAGAGAGAAUUUCUAAAAAAAAAACUGCGAGAUUUGUGGCUGAAACAGAAUUAAACUCGGGUCCGUUCUGUUCGUUUUCAGUGUUGGAGCGGAGAACAGGAAGGAAAGGGGAGAUUCCAGCGCUGUUAGAACACUUCUCCUAUGGACGAAAGCAGCGCUCUCUCUCCCAAAGCGACUGCGUUUAGAAUUGCCUCUCUGAUUUCAGCGGCCGAACAACCAGGAAACGAAGAGAUUCUGCAAAGUACUGCCCUCGGCAAGCACGCCCAGCUCAAUCUAACUUGCAGUAGGAUGCAUUUCAGCACCGUAACAAAAGAUAUGGAAGCUUUCACGGCCAACAGCAUUAGCAGCCUCAGCUCGUCGGGCGGGUAUCACCUCUCGCCUUCACCCGGCGACCCCGGCGCCUACAGCCACGAAGCGCACUACGAGUCGUGUCCGGGAGCACAGCACGGAGGCUACGGCGGUUUCGGGAGCAGCAGCUCGGCAGCGUCCUCCGAGGCAGACACCGGCCCUCCUUCCAACUGCGGCUCGGUCGCCGUGCCGGGCAAAGCGCCGGUCAAAAAGAACCCGAAGGUGGUCAACAUCACCGUACAACUGGAGAUGAAAGCCCUGUGGGAUGAAUUUAACCAGCUCGGGACCGAAAUGAUAGUAACCAAAGCGGGAAGGAGAAUGUUCCCGACUUUUCAAGUGAAGCUUUUCGGGAUGGAUCCCAUGGCUGACUAUAUGCUACUCAUGGACUUUGUACCGGUCGACGAUAAAAGAUACCGGUAUGCUUUUCACAGUUCCUCCUGGCUGGUAGCCGGGAAAGCAGAUCCGGCGACCCCCGGUCGAGUGCAUUACCACCCCGAUUCCCCAGCCAAGGGCGCUCAAUGGAUGAAACAAAUUGUCUCUUUUGACAAGCUAAAACUAACCAAUAAUUUAUUGGAUGACAACGGGCAUAUUAUCCUAAACUCGAUGCACAGAUACCAGCCGCGGUUUCACGUCGUUUACGUUGACCCGAGGAAGGACAGCGAGAAAUAUGCCGAGGAGAACUUUAAAACGUUUCUGUUUGAGGAGACCAGAUUUACGGCGGUCACGGCGUAUCAGAACCACCGGAUAACACAGCUAAAAAUCGCAAGCAAUCCAUUUGCAAAAGGAUUUAGAGACUGUGACCCUGAAGACUGUUUUGUACCAUAUUGUAGGCCGAGGAAUCACAGACCGGGCUCUUUGCAAUUAAUCAGCGCUUUCACCAGAAAUCGGAACCCGGUACCCUCACCACAGCAGAACGGCAGUGAAAAAGAUGUGGACGCCAGAGGUGACUAUGAUCGGGACCCUAACCGGACAGCCAUGCACGCGGAACAUCCACACCAACAGCAGAUCAUGUCCAGGGUGCUGAGUCCGGCUCUCCCCGGUGGACUCCAUACGCUCAGCCGGCCAAGCCCACCUCACGAACUGCGACUGGAUCCCCACACACAAGCAGCGGACACCCUCCAUCAUACCUACAAGUACCGUUCCUACCAUGACACCUACAUCGGCGCCAAACCCAGGCCGAGUCCCUACCCGCUGCCUGGGAUAGCGAGUCAUAGUUAUCAUCACAUGAACCCAGCUGCGAAUAUGUACCCAGGGAGCGCAGCGCCCGCUAACUAUGACUAUGGACACAGAUAAACAACGGGAAUUUCAGCGAUGUACUUACAGCUUUUUAAAAGGAACUGCUAAUACUGCAAAUUGAAGAAGAUGCACAAAAGUGGGGUGAUAUCUGUCUUAUUUAAUUGAGCUGUUUGCAGUUCAGGAAAAUUCCACGUUGGUGCAAAUGGAAUUGAAAAACUUUUUAACUGUCAAGUUGAUUGAUAGCCCGCUAACUAAUCACAGAGGAGCUUGGAGGAGGACCUUAAUUGUGAUUGGAUUGUAACUGGGCGGGUCUAAGGCAACGAUAUUGGAGUAUGAUUGGUUGGGAUUUUUCUUUUGACUGUUUGAUACAGUGGCUCACCAAUCACGUAUGCGACGUAGUACAUUGACUGAUCCGAUCAUCCAAUUGGAAGAUGGUGCGGUAUAGUUCUGGUAUCGCAUUGGUUCCCAGGGGGUGUACUCCCACGUGGCUGGAUGACAAACAUGGGCAUGUUGUUUCAGCGAACCGACUGCACUGAGAACUGUGGAGAAAAUGCGUAAACAGGCAACUGGGGUUAAUUUUAUUUUAUUAUUUUUGUGAACGGCAAAGGCGUCGAGUUGCACUUUCAGCUUUGAGAGAAGCCAUAGUUUAUUUAGAAUGGAGACUAUUUCACGAUGGCACGGAUUUAGCCACGUAGUUAAAAAUUCAGCAAAUUACAUUUCAUAUAAAAUCUGUGCGUGUUCAAAAACCGAAUCAUUACGUCAGUACAAUCGCAUGAAUGUGCGUUAAAAUCUGUUGAAAGAGACAAAUAAAACGGAGGGUAGUGCAUCUUAUUCGCAGUCUAUGCAUUACAGUAUUGUGGCGUUAACGUGGCAAAGCGGCUGUAAUUCGUAGCCGGAGCCUUCCGCGCAGACAUGUCCGAAUCUCAGCAUAGCAUCUAAGUCCAUAUAUAUUCUUGAAUACAUAAAAAAGACUAGUAGUGAUUUUUGGGUUACCUUUUCAAUGAAAAUUCGGUCCACGCGUGUCCACUUGGGGAAGAAAGUGUGUCUUAUUUGCUAUUCCUGUCCCGAAGCAACAUGCUUAACUCUUUAAUUGCCCUCUGAAGUGGCCCAGGCAGCUUAUUAGUUCGGGGAUGUUUUAGGGACGCAGGGGAAUCCCUCGGGGGAAACAUGUUCAAUUCGGAUCACAUAGAUAUAUUAGCUUCGACAUAAUAUUAGCUGUUCAAUUUAUUGGGGUUCUAACGUUUUCCUGUCAUUCAUUCUUUGAGGUUUCUUCUGUUGCGUGGAUAUCUACGAAGAGUAAGAAUUUCAGGUUGUGUACACUAUACGUUCUCUGAUAUUAAAUGAACCAUUGAAAUAUAAAGCUACCUGCUGACCCAAACAUUUGUAAUAUUCUAAUUUAAAAGUAUAUAUAUAUAUAUAUUUCUCUAGUUUUGUGUGCAAAUGUUAUAUUUGGGAAAGGAUAUAUUUGCAUGUAUUUUGUGUUACUCUGAACAUUGAGGCAGUUGCGUUGGACAAUCAAUUCGAACCCGAAUUUCAAAGUGCUGAUUUUCAAUUCCUUUGUAUUUUCUGACCAUUCUGGUGCAUUUCAAAGGAUGCCUUAAAAUGUUUCCCAAAAGAAACAAAAAGUCGAGAAAUACCGGUAUUAUUCUUAAUGCAAUCUUGUUAUUUGGUAACACAAAUACUCGGAUAUUAGUAAUUGAAGAUUCAGUGCCAAAGUUUGGUCACGCUGAUGUUACCGCGGAAUGAAGUUAGUAUUUAUUAUUCCUUGUGACGUGGACGAUGGAAAUGGAUAUAUUAAAAAUACAGGGACUGUGUGAAGGAGGACCUUUAGCUAAACGAUGCAACGAACAGGGAUAGUGUAGAUACGUGUAGAUAUUUAAUCUGUAGAUAUUGUACAUUUAGCUAGCAACCGUUACUUUUUAGUGGUUAAUAAUGUUUAAAUGUGAACGCAGCAUUUGUUGUAAAAUGGCUUUCAUAUUUUUAACAAAAAUAAGAUCGGCGUGUUGUAAUUUUCUAUAUGAACUGGUAAAUUUAAAGAAAGAUUAAAUACUCCCU